Penaeus chinensis is the source of this 1100-nucleotide messenger RNA. RefSeq lists its product as uncharacterized. NCBI's taxonomy places the organism in Eukaryota, Metazoa, Arthropoda, Malacostraca, Decapoda, Penaeidae. Bases 1 to 939 code for a protein of 312 amino acids. The record is from RefSeq and is a predicted model, not a curated record. Gene Ontology annotation, molecular function: structural constituent of chitin-based larval cuticle. The transcript is spliced from 6 exons. Gene Ontology annotation, cellular component: chitin-based extracellular matrix.
AUGAAGACAGUAAUGACUGUGGUUGUGGCUGAGAGAUCGUCCCUCUCCUACGACGCCCGUGCACCCCACACAUCCUCGCCCAUUCAGCAGAUCCCAAUCAUCCGCGACGAGCGAGUCCAUCCUGCCGCUGAACUUACAGCUUUGACGUUGAGACUGGAGAUGGCAUCGUCAGGUAGGAGUCUGGCGGUCCAGGUGGCGCUCAACAGGGAACCGUUAGCUUCAUCUUUCCAGAUGGCCAAGUCUUCGAUCUCCAAUUCGUCGCGGAAGUUAACGGUUACCAACCUCAGUCGCCCUUCCUGCCCGCCGCCCCUGCAUUCCCCCACCCAAUCCCCGCCCACGCCCUCGAACAGAUCGAGCGUUGUUGAAUUGAACUCGAAGCUCGCGCCCGCGAAGAACAACGUGCAAGGCUCGCGAGCCACCAUCACUUCUUGCAGUCUGCACUACAAGUAUAUCGAUAGCAACAUGAAGACGCUGCUCUUGCCCUUGCUGGUGGCUGUGGCCGUGGCUGAGAGACCGCCUCUCUCCUACGACAUCCCUGCACCCCACACAUCCUCGCCCGUUCAGCAGAUCCCCAUCAUCCGCGACGAGCGAGUCCAUCCUGCCGCCGACGGCACUUACAGCUUUGACGUUGAGACUGGGGAUGGCAUCGUCAGGCAUGAGUCUGGCGGUCCAGGUGGCGCUCAACAGGGAACCGUCAGCUUCACCUUCCCAGAUGGCCAAGUCUUCGAUCUUCAGUUCGUCGCUGAUGUUAAUGGUUACCAACCUCAGUCACCCUUCCUGCCCGUCGCCCCUGCAUUCCCCCACCCAAUCCCUGCCCACGCCCUCGAACAGAUCGAGCGUGGUCGACUUCAACUCGAAGCUCGCGCCCGCGAAGAACAACGUCAGUCAUCAACCCAGGGACAAGUCAACCCCUCUCGCCAAUACGGUCAACCUCAGUAGUGCUCCCCCACUGAAUUUCAACGACAGUAUACUCUUCUUACCUUGCUAUUCCACUAUAUUUCAUUGCUUUCUUUGUUUAUCUAUCGCCCCACUAUGUGAAUGCCGUGCAUCGUUUCGCUAUACAUGUUAUAUUUGUUUAUAAAUAUAUAUGAAUUAAGAUU